AUCAUCAUAGAGCUGAUGGAUUUAAACCUUGGAACUCCUCUCUUCAUGAAUCGUUGUUGUUUGUUAGGUUGUAAUGAAUUUUUAGGCCCCAGCUUUCCUGAGCUAAAGCAUUAUUCUUUCACCUCUCCUGUCUCUGGGUUGCAGUGCCAGACUGUCUCCAAGCCCAGCAAACGUGUUCCUUCCAGGCAAAAACAGAAGAUGACACGCACCAUGAGCCAGAUUUUCCAUGACAGACUUGUAAGGAACAAGAUAAUCUCAUUGUUCCUCCUGCUACUUAAAAUAAAGAAACUGAGGCUCCUUGAAGAGCUUGAAGACACUUGGCUUCCCUAUCUGACCCCCAAAGAUGAUGAAUUCUAUCAGCAGUGGCAGCUGAAAUAUCCUAAACUAAUUCUCCGAGAAGCCGGCAGCGUCCCCGAGGAGCUCCAUAAAGAGGUUCAGGAAGCCUUUCUGGCACUGCACAAGCAUGGCUGCUUAUUUCGGGACCUGGUUAGGAUCCAAGGCAAAGAUCUGCUCACUCCAGUGUCUCGCAUCCUCAUUGGUAACCCAGGCUGCACCUACAAGUACCUGAACACCAGGCUCUUUACGGCACCCUGGCCAGUGAAGGGUUCCAAUGCGAAAUACAGCGAGGCUGAAAUAGCUGCUGCCUGUCAGACCUUCCUCAAGCUCAAUGACUACCUGCAGAUAGAGACCAUCCAGGCUUUGGAGGAGCUGGCUUCCAAAGAAAAAGCUAAUAUCGAUGCUGUGCCAGUGUGUAUAGGCCCAGAUUUCCCCAGGGUUGGUAUGGGGUCGUCCUUUGAUGGACAAGAUGAAAUGGACAUGAAGAACAGAGCAGCAUACAACGUAACUUUGUUGAAUUUCAUGGAUCCCCAGAAAAUGCCGUACCUGAAAGAGGAACCGUACUUUGGCAUGGGGAAAAUGGCGGUGAGCUGGCAUCAUGAUGAAAAUCUGGUGGAGAGGUCAGCGGUGGCGGUGUACAGUUAUAGCUGUGAAGGCCCUGAAGAGGAAAGUGAGGAGGAUCCUCAACUCGAAGGCAGAGAUCCUGAUGUUUGGCAUGUUGGUUUUAAGAUCUCGUGGGACAUAGAGACACCUGGUUUGGCAAUACCCCUUCACCAAGGAGACUGCUAUUUUAUGCUUGAUGAUCUCAAUGCCACCCACCAGCACUGUGUUUUGGCUGGUUUACCACCUCGGUUUAGUUCCACCCACCGAGUGGCGGAGUGCUCGACGGGGACCUUGGAUUAUAUCUCACAGCGCUGCCAGUUGGCUCUGCAGAAUGUCCAUGGUGAGGCAGACAACGGCGAUGUCUCUUUGAAAUCCUUGGAGCCUGCAGUUUUGAAACAAGGAGAAGAAAUCCACAAUGAGGUCGAGUUUGAGUGGCUGAGACAGUUUUGGUUUCAAGGCAAUCGAUACAAGAAGUGCACUGAUUGGUGGUGUCAACCGAUGGCUCGACUGGAAGAGGCGUGGAAGAAGAUGGAAGGCGUGACAAACGCUGUGCUUCGUGAAGUUAGAAGAGAGGGGGUCCCCGUGGAACAAAGGAACACAAUCUUGACCGCCAUCCUUGCGUCACUCACUACACGCCAGAGCCUGAGGAGGGAAUGGCGUGCCAGGUGCCAGUGCCGAAUUGCCCGAACUUUACCCGUGGAUCAGAAGCCCGAGUGUCGGCCAUACUGGGAGAAGGAUGAUGCUUCGAUGCCUCUGCCAUUCGACCUCACAGACGUGGUUUCAGAACUCAGAGGUCUGCUUCUGGAAGCAAAACCCUAGAAGGAGCACAAGUCUUAGGUGGAGGAGGAAAAGAUAUUUUUGGCUUCUCAUCUCCGACCUUGGCAUGGGCCCAGGCAAGGGCAAUAUGGGUAGACUUGGCCUUUAGACUUGCAGAACCUGGUCCCCUUUGGAAACAGCUAGGGCAUGGAGCCCACGAAUAUUCAAGUGUUUAAAAGUGACACAGUGUUAUAAUCUGAUUUGGUAUUAAACAAGAACCUCCCCCUAAGAACUAUUCCCCACUUGGAUUUUUAAUGUGAGCCAUUCAGCUCCCAAGGCCAGGGGAGGUGACAGGGGCAGCCUGUGGCAGAGCCCAGCCUCCCUUCCUCCACCCCAAGCCAUUCAGAGACUCUAGAGUGGAUGACUGUGAAGUCAUCGGGGGAAGACAGAUUGAGAGACGUUCAUCUCGUUUUAUCACCACGCCCUUUAGAGACUGUGCUGUCCAAUAUGGUAGCCAAUAGCUAGAUGUGGCAUCUUAAAUUUAAAUUCAGUUUUAAUUGUAAUUAAAAAUUCAGUUCCUCAGUUGCAGCAGCCACAUUUCAAGUGCUUAAUGGCCGUGUGUGGCCAGUGACUACCAGACUGGACAGCGCAGAUACAGAACAUUGUCAUCGCUGCAGGAAGUCCUAUUGGACAACACUUCUAUAACAAGUUUGAGAGCAGGAGAUUCUCUUUUCCAGUUCUCUGUAGCCGCUAUCCCCAUAGGCGACAUAAAUUAAAAGAGAAAUGGCUCAUUGGAGAGCAGCCUCUUCCCCUUCACUGAGACAGACCUAAGCAAAACCUGAGUUAUGAGUCCUGUGCUCUGCACACAGGAAAGGAGAGGCGUUGAAAAUGAAAAUCAAGUUGACGUCCUGUCCUUAGGACGUUUCCCUGAUCUAAGGAAAGAGACACACUGCUUCCUGGAUUUAGCCAGCAUACAACCUCUUUUUCUGUAAUUCCCCCAUUCGCACGUAAUGACAGGUUGGACUAAAGAAUCCCAGUGCCCCAGCCUGAUGAUGUUGGAGCAGCAGAGAGAUGAUACAGCAUAGAGGUUAGACCUUGGGCUCUGGUCUGAGAGUGCCCGGAUCGAAACUCUCACUAGCUUUGUGACCUUUGACGUGUUACUGUGCCUCAGUUUCCCCUUCUGUGUAAUGGGGAUACUAAAGGCACCAACUCACACGGUGAGGAUUAGAUGAAAUAAUCUAGCUACAGACUUAGAAUAUGUUCUGACACGUAGUUAAACACCCAGGAAAUAUUCGUAGUAUUAUGUAUCAGUAAGCUGAGCUGACGUAGACGUUAUUCCUCCCGUCCUCCAUCCCCAUGCCAUGCCGUCUUGUGAUGCCAUUAACCCGUCUCUCCCCUUUGGGCCCGGCUCCUGCUUUGGUGACCCCAGGAAUCGUGAGCAUAGCUACCCCCUCCCCACCUGCUGCCGUCUCAUGUCGUAGUGUGCAGUAGUGUGGAAGCUGAAGGGCUCUCGUGCCCAUUGAGAGGCGUGCCGAGAACCAAACUCCCACCGUCAGAAUCGCCCCGGGCCGGGCUCAUUCACACAGCCGGCCACCACAGAAGGCCCCGUUGCGCACAGUAGCCGGGGUCUCGUCAUCUGGAGACUCGAGUCCCUUAGACGUUGGGUGAAUUCCCUGCUGUCCUUGCGCCCCGACUUGUCAGUAAAGGAGAUGACGCACUGCCCCCCGGGGCUGUCGUCGAGAGGACACAAAGUCACGUAGGGGAGGAGCCAGCGGCACAUGGAAGUCAGAGACCGGCGCCCUCGAGGCCGUCUCGCCUGGCGUUUCAUUUAUCCCUCUCCAUGUUCGUUCUCUGUUAUAUUUCGUUAGAUGCCAAUAUAUAAAAAUUGGGAGAUUUCACAUAAAAUAAACACAUGUGCAUUCCCUUUAGAAUUCAGAGGACUUGGCAGCCCGAGGCCUCCCUCCUGGCCUGGCAGCGAGCUCUUAGGGAGGCGUGAACCCCCCUGGCCCUAUUAGCAUUUGUUGUAAACCUGACCUGCUCCGCCCCUUCGUGUCAGCACUCCCCUCCUGCUUGCUUGCACCCCUGUAGUGGAAGUAAAUGAUGAGGUUUAGUGCUUUCCUCAGUGUGUGUGUAUUCCUAGUGAGCUGCAUCCGUGCACCACUUGUACUGAUACGUCGUGUACGUCAUUAAACAGUGGUAGACAAUAAAAAUAUGAAAAGGAUGACA
Messenger RNA from Diceros bicornis minor, 3921 nucleotides. RefSeq names its product FTO alpha-ketoglutarate dependent dioxygenase (gene FTO). The transcript is spliced from 9 exons. Gene Ontology annotation, molecular function: ferrous iron binding; broad specificity oxidative DNA demethylase activity; mRNA N6-methyladenosine dioxygenase activity. NCBI's taxonomy places the organism in Eukaryota, Metazoa, Chordata, Mammalia, Perissodactyla, Rhinocerotidae. The record is from RefSeq and is a predicted model, not a curated record. The coding region runs from base 16 to 1758 and encodes 580 amino acids. Gene Ontology annotation, biological process: regulation of multicellular organism growth; DNA alkylation repair; RNA repair.